AUGGGUCGUAUGCACAGUAAAGGUAAGGGUAUCUCAGCAUCUGCUUUGCCAUACAAGAGGACACCACCUAGUUGGCUCAAGAUUUCUGCUCAAGAUGUUGAGGACAACAUCUGCAAGUUUGCAAAGAAGGGUUUGACACCAUCUCAAAUUGGUGUUAUCCUUCGUGAUUCUCAUGGUAUUGCUCAGGUGAAGGCUGUUACUGGAAACCAGAUUUUGAGGAUAUUGAAGGCUCAUGGGCUUGCUCCUGAAAUUCCUGAGGAUCUGUACCACCUCAUUAAGAAAGCAGUUGCUAUUAGGAAGCAUCUAGAGAGGAACAGGAAGGAUAAAGAUUCCAAAUUUAGGUUGAUUUUGGUUGAGAGCAGGAUCCACCGCCUUGCUCGCUAUUAUAAGAAGACCAAGAAGCUUCCACCAGUCUGGAAAUAUGAAUCCACCACCGCCAGCACUCUUAACUUUAUUCAUGAAAUUGUGAGAUGCUUUGACGAGGGAAUGAAGCUUUACAUUUCAGACAAUAGGGUGAUUUUGACUGAGGGUUUUGAUGGCAUCAUACCGGUCAAAAAAGAUUGGUUAGUGAUAAGACCAUCAUGGAAUGGAUGGCGGCGCACUUCGGUGUUUUUCUUAAUUCUGCUCUUCAUCCUUCUUAAUCUUUUCUGUGUUCUAGAAUUGCAUCGGAACCCAGUUGUAGGAGGCCCGCCGAAGAAAAAGAAUACGAAAUUCGAUCAUUUAGUUCUUGGGUCUGCUGCCGGUCAAGGCUUGCCUAAUCGCUUGCAAUGCCAAGGCACGAAAGCGCUGAACAAAACCCAUUUGCCGAGCUCUUCCAAUGCUGGAGAAAGCGUUGCCUUUGUCACUGUUUUUACUGUUUAUAACACUUCAUUAGCUGCUGACUCUAGAUUAUCAAAUUUGUUCACUGUUGGGAAUGCUUCCUACACUAAAACGGAGAGGUCAAUGGCUGUUUUGAAUGUCUUCAUUAACUUCAUCCAGGUGACAAUGCCUAGGAGCAAUAUUGUCAUUCUGACUGAUCCAGCUUCUGAUCUUUCACUGGAUAGAAACAGUGUCACUGUGUAUCCCAUUCAGGGUGAUUAUUCGCAAGAAAAGUUGAUGCUUCAAGGGAUCAGAUCUUACAUUACUUUUCUGGAAAGAAAGCUUGACGAACUUGCUCGGAACCCAGGGCAUAUAAGUCACUACAUCUUCACUGACUCAGAUAUAGCUGUGGUCGAUGACCUUGGCCUCAUGUUUAACAAUCACCAAAACUUUCACCUGGUUCUUACCUUCCGGAACAACAAGGAGCAACCUUUAAAUUCAGGAUUUAUAGCAGUGAGGGGGACUGCUGAUGCUAUUUUGAGGGCGAAGAUUUUCCUUCAAGAAGUACUAAAAGUUUACAGUUCCAAGUUUAUGAAUGCUUCUCGAAUGCUUGGAGAUCAGUUAGCUCUUGCCUGGGUUGUAAAAUCUCACCCUGGAUUUGAUUUAAGGAGAUUUACCAAAGCACAGGCUUUUCUAGAAAAUAUCGGUGGCACUUCAGUGCUAUUUUUACCAUGUGCCACAUAUAAUUGGACACCUCCUGAGGGGGCAGGCCAAUUCCAUGGCAUGUCUUUGGACGUUGUUCAUUUCAAGGGAUCAAGGAAACGCCUAAUGCUGGAGUCUUGGAAUUUUCUCAGUUCCUCUUCUGACAUUUUUGAUUUGUCAUGCCUUAUUUUAUUGAGUGGGAGAACAAAAACUGAAGAUGAAUGCUCUGUUGCAUCAUGUCGGGAUAUUAGUUGGCUUGCUUUGUGGGUACCUAAGAUCUCUGCAAAUGAAAGCUUGAAUCCUAGUGGUACAAGUUCACAAUGUUGGCUGCAAAUGCCACUGGCAGCAUGGAAACUGGGAUUGCAAAGUUGCUGCGGUUUUGAUUUUUCUCCUUUUCACUUAACAGAGGGCUACUUGGCUACCAUAUAG
Dovyalis caffra is the source of this 1929-nucleotide messenger RNA. The record is from the annotation of a GenBank genome assembly. NCBI's taxonomy places the organism in Eukaryota, Viridiplantae, Streptophyta, Magnoliopsida, Malpighiales, Salicaceae.